This is a messenger RNA of Brienomyrus brachyistius, 2681 nucleotides long. Its product is annotated as protocadherin gamma-A11-like. Gene Ontology annotation, biological process: homophilic cell-cell adhesion. The record is from RefSeq and is a predicted model, not a curated record. The transcript has a single exon. Gene Ontology annotation, cellular component: plasma membrane. Gene Ontology annotation, molecular function: calcium ion binding. Bases 175 to 2592 code for a protein of 805 amino acids. NCBI's taxonomy places the organism in Eukaryota, Metazoa, Chordata, Actinopteri, Osteoglossiformes, Mormyridae.
GUGUGUAAUGCAGAGGCAGAUUUCAGUAAAAACAAGAAGGCGAAAACAUCUCGAGUCUGGUCUGCAUGCCGCACUAUAAAAUAAGAAUGUUGCAUUUCAUGUAGUGGAUAGUGAUUAAGGUGUGGAUAUCUAGGACUGAAAAUAUUGAUUGCAUAUUAGUAGCAAAAUUUAGCGAUGGAAAUUGCCAUCAGAAGAAAAACCUGCAGUAGCUACGGGCAAGGAAUGCUUUGGAUAAUUUUCAUUUCCAUUUGUUACUUUGCUAACGGGCAACUUCGAUACUCUGUUCCGGAGGAGAUGGUGAAAGGCUCCGUGAUCAGCAAUGUCGCCACGGAUUUGGGGAUUGACGUUCAAAGGCUAAAAAGCGGCCGAGCUCGGAUCGUUGCCGGAGACAGCAGUCGGUACGUGGAGCUGAACACAGACAAAGGAAUACUGGUGGUUAAUGAGAGAAUAGACAGGGAGACGGUUUGUAAUGAGAUAUCUUUGUGCAGUUUCAGUAUUGAGAUCAUUAUUGAAAAUCCAAUUGAAUUGUUCGAAAUAACAAUAGAAAUAAAGGAUAUAAACGAUCAUGCUCCAAAAUUCCCGAAUGAUGAAAUAAAUAUUGAGAUUAGUGAGGCCGCGUUGCCCGGUGCGCGGUUUUUGUUGGACAGCGCUUAUGAUCCCGAUGUCGGUAUUAAUACCAUACAGAGCUACAACCUGAAACCGACUGAUAACUUCGUAUUAAAACAGGAGACCCGUUCUGAUGGUAGUAAAUAUAUUGAGAUGAUGCUACAGUCCCCCGUAGACAGAGAGAAACAGGAGGAUUUGUCUCUAACAUUAACUGCUAUAGACGGGGGUCACCCUCCGAGGUCCGGCGUGAUGAAAAUAAAUGUAAAGGUUUUGGACGCGAAUGAUAACGCUCCGGUUUUUACUAAGAAACUCUACAGAGCCGCUAUUCCAGAAAACUCAUCCAAGGGUACGUUUGUUACAAAAGUAAGUGCAAAUGACUCCGAUAAAGGGAUUAAUGGUGAAGUUACAUACGCUUUCAGACAAACAGAGAAACAUAGUGGCGAAUUUGAAAUCGAUAAAAAAUCUGGGGAGAUUUUUGUCAGAGAAAAUAUAGAUUUUGAAAAUAAACAGAAAUAUGAAAUUAGUAUUGAAGCUAGAGAUCACGGUGGUUUUACAGAUUCUUGCGCUGUUAUUGUUGAUAUAAUCGACAUGAAUGAUCACAUUCCCAUUAUAACGUUAACAUCAUUCACUAAUCCGGUUUCUGAAGACGCUGCACCCGGAACUACUAUUGCAGUUAUUAAUGUUAAAGACUUGGACUCAGGAGAAAACGGUCAGGUCAAUUGCUUUAUAUCUGAGGACUCUCCAUUUGCUAUUAAAUCAUCAAUAAGGAAUUUCUUCACUCUUCGAACAAUAAAAAUGCUUGACAGAGAAAAACACUCAGAAUAUAAUGUUACGGUAACAGCAACAGACGAAGGCUCACCUCCUCUAUCCAGCAACAAGACGUUACAUAUCAGAGUAUCCGAUGUGAACGAUAACGCACCAGUAUUUCAACAAAGAUCCUAUGAUGUUAGUUUGAUAGAAAACAACACACCCGGUGUUUCCAUUUUCACCGUAAAAGCGAAUGAUGCCGACUGCUGCCAGAACGCCCGCGUCUCCUACCUGCUGGAUGACUCGGAGGUCAACGGUGUGUCCGCCUCUUCUCUCGUGUCAGUAAAUGCCGAAAGCGGGGUAAUUCACGCCGUGCAUUCUUUCGAUUAUGAGAAACUUAAAGAAUUUCAAGUUAAAGUUAGAGCUCAGGAUGCGGGCUCACCUCCAUUAAGUGGAAAUGCUACAGUUCGUAUUAUCAUCCAGGACCAGAACGACAACGCGCCUCAGAUCCUCUACCCAGUACAGUCUGGUGGCUCCUCGGUGGCUGAGAUGGUGCCUCGUUCAGCUGAUGUGGGCUAUCUUGUCACUAAAGUGGUGGCCGUCGAUGUGGACUCUGGACAGAAUGCCUGGCUCUCAUAUAAACUGCAGAAAGCGACAGACAGGGCGCUGUUUGAAGUGGGCUCACAAAACGGGGAAAUCAGAACUAUACGCCCGGUGAGUGAUAAAGACGCCAUGAAACAAAGGCUUACUGUUAUUGUGGAGGACAACGGACAGCCGUCUCGCUCAGCUACAGUCAACGUUAAUGUGAUGGUGGCGGACAGCUUCCCUGAAGUACUCUCGGAAUUCAGUGACAAUACUCACGACAAGGAUUACAAUGACAACCUGACUUUUUAUUUAGUUCUGGCUUUGGCUGUAGUGUCCUUCCUCUUUAUUUUAUCUUUAGUAGUGAUUAUAUCCGUGAAAAUCUAUAGAUGGAGACAAUCACGCAUCUUUUAUCAGUCCAAUCUGCCAGUUAUACCGUAUUAUCCAACACUUUACUCAGAUGCCGGAGGCACAGGAACUUUACAGCAUAUGCACAACUACGAGGUGUAUAUGACGACUGACUCCAGGAAGAGUGACUGUAAGUUUGUCAGACCGAGCAGUCAGAGCGUUUUAAUGGUGGAUCCCACUUCUGCGGAAAUAAUGGCGCGUGCGGGGAAUGAGAAAAGCAUUAUGGAUGAGCCAGAUUUGGUAAGUUAACUAGCCUUAAUUAAACAGCUUAUUAUGAUUAUUAUUAUUAUGAUGUUGAUGAUAAUGAUUAUUUUUAUUAUUUGUUGUUUCUUUCAUAU